Molecule: messenger RNA, 3042 nt
Organism: Zootoca vivipara (common lizard)
Lineage: Eukaryota; Metazoa; Chordata; Lepidosauria; Squamata; Lacertidae
Product: cytochrome P450 2A13-like
Biological process (GO): epoxygenase P450 pathway; xenobiotic metabolic process
Cellular component (GO): intracellular membrane-bounded organelle; cytoplasm
Molecular function (GO): iron ion binding; oxidoreductase activity, acting on paired donors, with incorporation or reduction of molecular oxygen, reduced flavin or flavoprotein as one donor, and incorporation of one atom of oxygen; arachidonate epoxygenase activity
Source: RefSeq, a predicted model, not a curated record
GCUACGUGGGCACUUUCUCUUCCCAGCUACUCAGAGCUCCACAGGCCACCCACAACCUCCCCAUGGAUGCCCUCGGAGCAGCAGCCCUUUUCCUGGUCAUCUGCCUCUCUUGCCUGACGGUCCUCUCAACAUGGCGGCAGAUUCACCGCAAAAGCCAGAUGCCACCUGGACCAACUCCCCUCCCCUUCAUCGGGAACCUGCUGCAAGUCAACACAAGUGAUAUGUGCCGUUCACUCAUGAAGAUUCAUGAGAAAUAUGGACCUGUCUACACCAUCCACUUAGGGCCCCGCCGUGUUGUGGUCUUGUGUGGAUACGAUGCCGUGAAGGAGGCCCUGGUGAAUCAGGCUGAAGAGUUCAGCGGCCGUGGAGAGCAAGCCGCAUUUGACUGGAUUUUCCGGGGUUACGGGGUUGCCUUCAGUAACGGGGAACGGGCUAAACAGCUACGCCGAUUCUCCAUCAUGACGCUGAGGAAUUUUGGGAUGGGAAAGAGAUCCGUCGAAGAGCGGAUCCUGGAGGAAGCCCACUUCCUGCUGGAGUCCCUGAGGGCAACAAAAAGUGCGCCUUUUGACCCCACCUACGUCCUGAGCCGUUCAGUGUCCAACGUGAUCAGCUCCAUUGCCUUUGGCAACCGCUUUGAAUAUGAAGAUAAGGAGUUCCUCUUCUUGCUCAGCAUUUCGCUGGAAAUCUUCCAGUUUACUUCCACCGCUUGGGGACAGCUCUACGACAUGUUCUCGGGCAUCAUGCAGCACCUGCCUGGCCCACAAGAUAAAACCUUCAAGAAGGUGUCGGGUCUGAAGGAGUUCAUUAAAAGGAAGGUAAAAGAAAACAUGGAGACCCUGGACCCCAACAACCCUCGGGAUUUCAUUGAUUGCUUCCUAGUGAAAAUGCAGCAGGAAAAGGAAAACCCAAACUCAGAGUUCUUCCUAGAGAACCUGGUUUCUACAACAGCUAACCUCUUCUUCGCUGGCACAGAAACGGUCAGCACCACCUUGCGCUAUGGCUUCCUGCUUCUGCUGAAAUACCCGGAGGUUCAAGAGAAAGUCCACGAAGAGAUUGACCGGGUGAUUGGCUCGAAUCGCACUCCCAACAUGGAUGACCGUCCCCUGAUGCCCUACACGGAGGCUGUGAUCCACGAGAUCCAGAGAUUCGCUGACAUGCUCCCCUUGGGGGUAGCAAGGCGUGUGACCCGUGAUACCCAGUUCCGGGGAUACACCAUUCCCAAGGGAACUGAAGUGUUUGCUUUGCUGGGAUCCGUGCUGAGAGACCCCAAACAUUUUGCAAGACCAGACAUGUUUGACCCACAACAUUUCCUGGAUGGGAAUGGGCAGUUCAAGAAGAAUGACGCUUUUAUGCCAUUCUCUACUGGGAAACGUUAUUGCUUUGGAGAGCAGCUGGCCCGAAUGGAACUUUUCUUCUUCUUCACCAGCAUCCUGCAGAACUUCCGCUUAAAAUCUCCUGUCCCUCCUGAAAAGAUCGACAUGUCUCCCAUGCUGGUUGGUUUUGCCACCGUUCCACGUUUCUAUGAAAUGUGUGCCAUUCCCUUGUGAAGGCAGACAGGUGUCUUGAACAAGCGGAGGACUGUUGUCACCCACCUUGGCUGCCCCAAGUGCAAAAGUUGGAGAGAGCUUGAACUCAUGAAGGGCCAGAACAGGUUGACCCUCCCACCUCCAGAAUCUUUCUUUUUAAGCUCCAUGAUCUCUGUUUCCAUCCCGAUUCUGCCGGGAUCAGAAUGCGGCCAGGAUCUCAUCCGCUCAGGUAUUUGAGGACUAGAACAGCCUCAUUUGUAGGUUGGGGACACACACACACACCCCACACACAAAUUUAUGCCAGGGGCAGAAGGGGCUCCAUGCUGACGAUUUCCUUUGCUUCUGUAGAUAACCUUAGCAUAAGUAUCUUAACGCGUGUCUACUCAAAAGUAAGUCCCAUUUGAAUUCAGUGGAGGUUACUCCCUAGGCGGAUAUAAGAUUUAUUUCAGGUUUAUAACUAACCUUGAAUUGAAUUUAGUGAGGCUUGCUUCAAGGAAAGUAAGUGUAGGAUUACACUAUUAAAGUGAGAGCAUGUUUACUCGCAGGUAAACUCCAUCCCCAAGAUCUGCAUUACAGGAUCCCUAAAAAGUUUACUAAAUUAAUAUAUGUCAGAUGUUUUCAAGUUUAUGCAAUAUAGAUGAUAAUAUCAGGGACUGCUGUUUAUGGACAAUUUCUCAGUGCCUUUAAAAGCUGCAUACCGGAAAUCAACUGAUGGAGCUACUCCUUGUUGCAGUGAUGGAAACAACUUCACCUGCUGAAGGCAAACAGCUUCUGUCUAUGAAAGAGCAACAAACCUAUCAAAACGCAAUUGACAAGUUUCCCAAGAAUAUAUAUUUAUUUGGAAACUGCUACUCCCCCCCCCUCUUUACAAAAGACACAGAAAAAUGUUACAGAUAACACAUCUAAAGAAAGGAUAAUUUGCAAGUCAAUUGUAUAAAAAAGGGCAGCUGCAUGCACACUCUAUAAACAUUUGCAAAAUAUUUUUAUUUUGCUGCGCUCGCUGGGGCACCCCUGGGGGGGCCGGCGCCCUGUGUUUGAUAUAUGAUUGGCCGGGGGGGGGGGAGAAGGUGAUCUCACCUAGGGCGCAAAAAACCCUAGCACCGGCCCUGAAUACGAUACAAUGUAACAAGUAAAAAUAAGAUGACUUCAAAGUCCAGACUUUCCGUUUAAGGCCAAAAUCGCUCUAGAGAAGAAACUGUUCUUGAGAGGGCUCGUUCUUGCCUGCAUUGUUCUGUAUCUCCGUCCCGAUGGCAGGACCUUGAAGAAACGGUGACCAGGAUGCGAUGGACCUCUUGAUAUGUUGGAAGAGGAAGAGUGGGAGUGUGGUGACGAAGAGGGAAGAAGAAGGGUGUGGGGCCAGGAUAGUGGUGGUUUAGGUUAGGCUUAGGAUAACUUGAAGUUAAAGUCUGACAGAGUUAAUGUAUAACUGUAACUAAGCUUGUAAACUUAUGCAUUGUUAAGAAAAGAAAAAACUAUGUUCUCAAGAAAAUAAAAUUCAUCUUCUUUUUGUGUCAAA